Messenger RNA from Erinaceus europaeus (western European hedgehog), 2980 nucleotides. RefSeq names its product acetylserotonin O-methyltransferase like (gene ASMTL). Bases 16 to 1851 code for a protein of 611 amino acids. Gene Ontology annotation, molecular function: O-methyltransferase activity; nucleoside triphosphate diphosphatase activity. The transcript has 14 exons. NCBI's taxonomy places the organism in Eukaryota, Metazoa, Chordata, Mammalia, Eulipotyphla, Erinaceidae. The record is from RefSeq and is a predicted model, not a curated record.
GGGCGGGCCGGCGCCAUGGUGCUGCUGCCGGUGCUCGGGAAGCUGCAGCACAAGCGCGUGGUGCUGGCCAGCGCGUCCCCGCGUCGCCGGGAGAUCCUCAGCAAUGCGGGCCUGCGCUUCGAGGUGGUGCCGUCCCGGUUCCGGGAGACGCUGGACAAGGCGGCCGCGCCCGGGCCCGCGGGCUACGCGGAGGACACGGCCCGGCACAAGGCGCUGGAGGUGGCGCGGCGGCUGCACCAGAAGGACCUGCGGACGCCGGACAUCGUCAUCGGAGCCGACACCAUCGUGGCCGUGGGGGGGCUGAUCCUGGAGAAGCCGGUGGACAAGCAGGAUGCCUACCGCAUGCUGUCCAGACGGCCGCCGUCCUGCAGGCUGAGCGGGAAGGAGCACAGCGUCUUCACUGGGGUGGCCGUCGUGUUCUGCUCCUGCCAAGACGGACGGCUGGUGACGGACGUGCGGACCUUCCACGAGGAGACGAGGGUCACCUUCUCGGAGCUGUCGGAGGAGCUGCUGUGGGAAUACAUCCACAGCGGGGAGCCCAUGGACAAGGCGGGCGGCUACGGCAUCCAGGCCCUGGGCGGCAUGCUGGUGGAGAGCGUCCGCGGCGACUUCCUCAACGUGGUCGGCUUCCCCCUCAACCGCUUCUGCAAGCAGCUGGCCUGGGCGCUGCCCGCGGGGGACGGUGAGCCCGGUGGUCAGCGCGAUGCUCCACAUGGCGGCGAGCCCGGUGGUCAGAGCAGCAGUGAGCCCGGUGGUCAGCACAGCGGCGAGCCCAGUGGUCAGCGCGAUGCUCAACAUGACGGUCCGCCGCCCCCGCCCGACCACCUGCUCCAGCUCCUGGACGGCUUCAAGGCCUCCAAGGCCGUGCUGACCGCGUGUCGCCUGGGGCUGUUUGACCUCCUGAGCGGGGGGGCCGCCCCCCUGAGUGCCACCCAGGUGGCCGACAGCCUGGUGGUCUCCCCGGAGGCGGCGGCGCGGCUGCUGGACGCCCUGGCAGCCCUGGGGCUGCUGACCCGCUCGGACGGAGGCUACAGCGCGCGGGAGGCGACCGGCCGGCACCUGGCAUCUCGGGGGCCGGGCUCCCUGCGGGGCCUGGCGCUGCUGCUGGACGGCCCGGCCUGGGACGCCUUCUCCCGCCUGGAGGCCACGCUCAGGGGCGCGCGCCCCCCCCUCGCACCCGGGAUCCCCUCGGCGCUGGCCCUGGACCCUCGAGAGCAGGACCUGGUGACCCACACGGACCCGGAGACCCGCCUCCGCUUCCUGGCGGCCGAGCACGGCCGGAGCUGGCUGACGGCCCGCCGGGUGGCCGCGACCUUCGACCUGUCCCGGUUCUCCUCCGCCUGCCACCUGGGGGGCGGCACCGGAGUCCUGGCCCGCGAGCUGGCCCGGCGGCACCCGGGGCUCAGGGUCACCGUGCUGGACCUCCCGGGGGUCGUCGACAGGGUCCCCCGCUUCCAGCCUGCCGGGGACCCCCACCCCGACCCCGGGGUCAGCUUCGUGGCAGGUGACUGGCUGCAGGCCUCCCCGCGGGUGGACCUGCAGGUGCUGAGCUGGGCGCUGCCCACCCUGCCACCCAGCCCGGCGCUCGGCCUCCUGGGACGGCUCCGGGAACGCUGCCCCCCAGGCGGUGGUCUCUUGCUGGUGGAGACGGCGCUGGACGAGGAUUCCUGGGGGUCCCCAGGGGCCGUGUCGUCCCUGCUGGACCAGCUGGUGGCCUCGGGGGACCCCACGCGCUCCCCCCGGGACCUUAAGGCGCUGCUGCGGGCGGCCGGGUUCGAGGACGUGCGGCUGGAGACUACGGACGGGGGUCUGGCCGUGCUCCUGGCCACAGGGGGGACAGGGGGACUCUAAAUGUGGCGGGGGGGGGGGGACCUCAGAUGUGACAGGGGACUUUUAAUGUAGUGGGGGGGACCUCAGAUAUGCCAGAAAGACCCCCAUAUGUGAUAGGGACCCCAAUUCAGCCCUCAGGAGCCUCCUCUGUGUCUCUGGGGUCCCCCCGUGGCGUGUUUCUGGGACAGGGAGGGGGUCGCCGAGAUUUCUAGGGGUCGGGGGGGAGGGUCUCGAACCCCAGCCGGGCUUCCGGAAGGUUCUCUGCCCGUGAACUGCUGCCCCCCCCCAAACUCAGGUGUUUUGUUUUUUUCUUUUCUUUCUCCAAAUAGUUCCAGGGGUCGCUUGCAGGCUGGGGGUAAAAAUUCAGAAAACGAUAAAAAAUAAUAAUAAUAAAGUGAAACGGAAUGAAAAUGGGAGGCUGGGGGUGGGGAAGGAAACAUCAGGAAAAAUAUAUAUAAAGUCAAAAUAAAAAAUACCGGUUGGAAAGAACGGGGGGGGGGGGAAAGAGAGAGAUCAAUAAAAACAGCUGGGAUGCAAAUUCCAGGGACGUAGGUCGGCUUUUCAGAAAAUCAAGGGCUGGAGGGGUCCCGGGAAUUCUGAACUUUCUUAGGGAAAAAACCCCAACUUUAUAAUAUAUAUGAUAAAUAUUCAUAUAGAUGCCACAAAUAUUCUAAUAGACACUAUGAAUAUUCAUAUAGAACAUUCAAAUAGCUACUAUAAAUAUUCAUGUAGAUAACACAUAUUCAAAGAGCCACUUGAAUAUUCAUAUAGAGUAAUCAAAUAGCCCCCAUGAAUAUUCAUGUAGAUAUCACAAAUAUUCAAAUAGCUGUUAUAAAUAUUCAUGUAGAUAUCACAGAUAUUCAAAUAGCUGCUAUGAAUAUUCAUGUAGAUAUCACAGAUAUUCAAAUAGCUGCUAUAAAUAUUCAUGUAGAUAUCACAAAUACACAAAUCGAAUGAAUGUUUAUAUGAAUAUAAAUGUUUAUAUAGAUAUAUUUAUAAUUACCAUAUAGAUAUUCUCAGUGUUUAUAUCAGUAUUAUAAAUGUUUAUAUAUUAUAAAUGUGUACAUAAAUAUAAAUGUUUCUGAUCAUCAUACAGAUAUUCGAUUUAAAUGUUAUAUUUAUGUAAAGAUAAAUGUUGAUAGGAAUAGUA